AGCUACUUCAUGUUAUCUCUUCCAAAGCAAUCCCAACCAGCGCUCCUAGAUAGUUCUUCCGUUCCCUAAUCGUCUUAUCAGUGCCAUGCAUCGUCGUUGCUCUUGGAAGAUAUUAUCCCGCGACUUGGUGAUCUCUCUUUGCGGAGCUGCACGUAGCACAAGUAGACUCAACUUAGUCCACGUUGGAUCAUCAUUUGGAUACGUUCGUGACGCGUUUCAGACUGAACGAUGGAACCCAGCAGACUGGUACUGUACACGAACCGCAAGAGUCCACCGUGCCGGGCCGUGAAGCUGACUGCCCGGGCACUCGGCAUCGAGCUGUUCGAAAAGGAGAUGACGCUGCUGCGCGGUGACAAGCUGAUGGAAGAGUUCCUCAAGGUGAAUCCACAGCAAACCAUACCCGUGCUGGACGAUGGUGGUAUCGUUAUCACCGCCAGCCAUGCCAUCAUGAUUUAUCUCGUGUGCAAGUACGGCCGUGACGACGGUCUCUAUCCGAGCGAGCUGGUACGGCGGGCCCGGGUCCAUACGGCGCUACACCUCGAGGCGGGUGUAAUCUUUUCGCGGUUAAGUUUUCUGUUUGAACCGGUCAUUUAUUCGGGCAAAUCGUACUUCCACUCCGAUCGGAUCGAACACAUCCGGAAGGCGUACCGCUUGUUGGAAGAUUCGCUCGUUGAUCAGUACAUGGUGGGCGAGAGUCUCACGAUUGCCGACUUUAGCUGCAUCUCCAGCAUUGCCACGCUGGUCGGUGUGGUACCGCUGGACGAGUCCAAGUUCCCGAAGAUCACGGCCUGGAUGCGGCGCAUGCAGGAGCUGCCGUACUACGAGGAAGCGAACGGUACCGGGGCGCUCGAGCUGGCCGAGUUUGUGCUGGGCAAGAAGGAAGCCAAUGCUUCCCAGUUCCUGUGACGGAAGAGGGGUGACGAAUCUCUAUGGUAAUAAAACACAGCGUCUCAUUUGUUUGAUUUUUAAAUGCAAA
Anopheles arabiensis is the source of this 976-nucleotide messenger RNA. RefSeq names its product glutathione S-transferase 1-like. The coding region runs from base 229 to 906 and encodes 225 amino acids. Gene Ontology annotation, biological process: glutathione metabolic process. The transcript is spliced from 3 exons. Gene Ontology annotation, molecular function: glutathione transferase activity. The record is from RefSeq and is a predicted model, not a curated record. Lineage: Eukaryota; Metazoa; Arthropoda; Insecta; Diptera; Culicidae.